AUCCCAAAGAUCUUUCAUCACUUGUAGUAAUAACUCGUUGGGCAUUUGUAAGAGAGGCAUGGCUGGAGACUUUUGAUCGUAUAUUUCGACCCUGUUAUAACUUAUAUAACAAGGCCGACAGCAGCAUAGAGGAGCGGGCAACGUUGCAAGAAGAACGAAGUCUCAAUGCCGUUGAACGUAGUUGUAGUAGUUGCUAUGUGAUGAAGCAAACAGCUGCCAAGGACCCCACUCCAGCUGAUCCGGGCCGUAUCAUUAACUGGAAAUAAACCGUACCUACCUAACCUGUAUAUUUUGUUCAAGCUAGUAAGAAUCACGUUUUAUGAAUCAUGUUUUAUGAAUUACUUUUUAUGCUUCGGGGAAGAUAUCCCUACCACUUAAAACUCAUCGACUCGCCAAAGGAACAACCAAAAAAGUGAAUGAAGGGGAAAAAAAAAAUCACAUCAUCUAGGAGAACCCCGCAACUACCUCAGGGAUGCCAGGCUGGUCUUCACGACUCGAACUUGUCUCCUUGACAGGAACAACGCUUGUUAUUCUAGCUACUACGCUAUCCCUCAUCAGGCGCAUCGUCCAGCAUACCAGGGGUACUAGGCAGAGCAGAAUAUGCCCGGCUGAGGAACGCGUCUUGAUUAUAGGGGCGUCGAGCGGGCUUGGGCGCGCGGUAGCGAAACGGUAUGCAGCUCGCGGGGCUCGCGUAUGCCUUGUCUCCCGACGUGAGGAGCAGCUGUCGAACUUGGCUCGCGAGUGCGGAGAGAAGUGCUUCUGGGUUGUCGCCGACUUCAGCAAGGCGGAAGACAUGGUGCGGGUAAGGGUGCGGGUUAUUUCAGAAUGGAAUGGAUUGGAUUCCCUUCACAUAUGUGCUGGGGUCUCUGCCGUGCAGCCGGUCAUGAGCCUAGCUGGCGUGAGACCGGGAGAGGAACGGGACGCGAGCGAUACCGACAUACAGAAGGCUUUCGACCUUGCUACGCGAGCAACUCAGGGGAAUUUUUACGGACCUUUCGUCGCGGCAGUAACGUUCAUCCCUCUGAUAACACGCACCUCAGCCUCUCCAUCCAUUCUUUUAGCCUCAUCGAUAGCUGCGGUGGUUCCGGCGCCGACGCGAGCCCUCUACUCGGCUACGAAAGCCUCAUCAUUGCUCUUGUUCCAAUCGCUGGCUAUUGAGCAUCCCAACAUUACGUUUACCUUCGUUCUACCGGCAACCAUUGAGGGUAACUUCCGCGCGUCUGCCGUCGAUGCUGAUGAGGCAACCCGAGACGCAGGCCCAAAUCAGCGUGGUCUUAAGGUAGAUUACGUGGCGAAGAGAUGCGUCGAGUCGAUGGAUGGACAAGUAAGAGGUAACGUGGUUAUACCUUGGUUCCCGUACAGAAUAGCGCAAUCUCUAUACAAUACUUGGCCUUCGCUGAUUGAGGGGCAAGCGAGGAAGAAGUAUAAUUUUAGAUAGCUGUCGAUUAUUAUUCAUUUUUUGAUAUCUUCUCUGUCUUUUGUUUUCUUUUUUUUUUCUCCCUUUUUUUUCUUUCCCAUAGGUAAGCAUGUAUUACCCUAGGUACCUACGG
This is a messenger RNA of Daldinia caldariorum, 1550 nucleotides long. Its product is annotated as NAD(P)-binding protein. The record is from RefSeq and is a predicted model, not a curated record. NCBI's taxonomy places the organism in Eukaryota, Fungi, Ascomycota, Sordariomycetes, Xylariales, Hypoxylaceae. The transcript has a single exon. Gene Ontology annotation, cellular component: membrane. The coding region runs from base 473 to 1438 and encodes 321 amino acids. Gene Ontology annotation, molecular function: oxidoreductase activity.